Molecule: messenger RNA, 1080 nt
Organism: Quercus lobata
Lineage: Eukaryota; Viridiplantae; Streptophyta; Magnoliopsida; Fagales; Fagaceae
Exons: 2
Coding region: 1-1080 (359 amino acids)
Source: RefSeq, a predicted model, not a curated record
AUGGUAAUCAUAAUUGAAACUCGUAUUGGAGGGAGCAGAGCUAAGGAUAUCACUGACACUCUGCCUUUUGAUGGAGCAAUUACUACAGACACCAUUGGCUACGCUGGCGGACUUUGGCUGUUGUGGAAAUCUGAUGAGGUAGAAGUCACUCAAUUGGCAAAAACUGAGCAGGAAAUCCAUGUUGUUAUCAAGUGUGGUGGUAACCCGGUUAAUAUGAGUAGAGCCCUCUUGUUCAAAGACUGUCUGGAUUCUUGUGGAAUGUUAGAUAUGGGGUUUCAUGGAGCCAGAUACACUUGGGUUAAUAAGCAGGAUGAGGGGUUUUUUAUUCAGGAACGGUUAGAUAGAGCUUUUGCUAAUUGUGUUUGGUCUAAUCUGUAUCCAGAAGCCACUGUGAGACAUUUAACUAGGAUUCACUCAGAUCACUGUCCAAUCCUUUUGUCCUUAGAGAAUACCCCAGAGUUACAACUUCCCAGACCUUUCAGGUUUCAACCGAUGUGGAUGUCUCAUCCUCUUUUUGAGAAAUUAUUAUCGGAUAAUUGGACGGAUCAACAGGAGUUGGAAGCAAACAUGCAGAAUUUCACUGAGGCAGUAAAGAGAUGGAAUAAGGAGAUUUUUGGAAAUAUUUUUCAGAGAAAGGCAAGAAUUGAAGCAAGACUUAAGGGUAUCCAAAAAGCUUUAGCUUAUGGUCCCAGUAGGUUCCUCAUUAGGUUAGAUAAGCAGUUGAGUGAGGAGUAUUGGGAAGUCAGUCAACAGGAAAAGGAGUUUUGGUCUGUUAAAUCUCGGUAUAAUUGGCUUAUCCAAGGCGACAGGAACACAGCUUUCUUCCACAUGUCCACUCUGGUUAGAAGAAAAAGGAAUAAAAUUUCCUGUCUUAAAGAUAGGAUGGGGAAUCUUGUUCACAGGAAGGAGGAGAUAGCUGAACUUUUGAGGGAAGGGUUCUCUGCUCUUUUUGAAACUAGUCAGUGUUUAGCUCAGAGGGCUCCAUGGGACAUUCCAAGUUGGCACAGCUGUGUAAUGGAGGAUGAAAGAGAAGUGCUUGAGGAAGGUGUGACUAGUAAGGAGGUCGAGAUCAGUUUGUGA